UUCCUACCUUUUAGCACCUUAAAACGAUCUGGCAGCGCCACACGAAAAUGGCGAACACGAGCACUCCGAUGAACGACGAGCUGAAAAAAUAAUUAUUAUUUUAAAUUCCGUUUUGCCAACGAAAUUCGGUGCGUGCGCGAAAAAGAGUGCGGAAAAGCGCGGUUGGGAAAUUUGUUAAGCAGCGUCAACAUAAUGCUACAAUCAAAGUGCGCCGCCAAUGAAAAUGGUUAGCCAAAUGGCAAAAAAUAUGUAGCGACAGCGUGCCCAGCCAUAGAAAAUCAAAUAGAAUAAAAUUAAAGUUUUUGCUUUGCGAAUUAUGAAAAACCAAUCGCAAUGCGUGUGUGUGUGUACGUCGUGUGGUGCGUGCGCGCGUGUGUGUGCCAGCGAGUGUAGAAGUAGGAGGCGUAGCAAGAAAUAAAAAAUUAAAGCGAACCAACAAAAUUUAUUAAAAACGAUAAAAUAAAGUGAACAAACGAAAAAAGCAAACAAAAAAAAAAAGAAGAAUACAAAAAAACAAGAAAAGCAGCAGCAAAAACAACACAAAACUGGCGGUAAAUACGCAUGCAGUACAAAAAACCAGCAAGAACAACAACAAAACGCAACGUAACGGGAACUCUUUGACGUAUUUCCUCUAUUAUUAUGCAAAAAGGCAGGCGGCAAAUUGCAGCAGCAGCGAAAAUCAAAUAUAAAUAGCGAAAAGGAGGAUAAAAGGACAAACACAACGUGUUAAACACGUGAGAAACGUAUAAACAAAAACCGGAAAUCAACAAGAAAGUUUGAGAGAAAAGAAAAUCCCAUUAAAAUGGCAGCGGUACGAGGACAUCAGUAUUUCAGCCUUCGCUGGAAUAACUAUCAGAAUACGAUGACGUCAGUAUUCCAACAGCUACGGGAGGAUCUGUCCUUUGUGGACGUAACCCUGUCCUGUGAACAUGGAUCCUUAAAGGCGCAUAAGGUUGUUCUCUCCGCCUGUUCGACGUAUUUCCAAAAACUACUGCUGGAAAAUCCAUGCAAACAUCCCACAAUCAUCCUGCCCGCCGAUAUUAUCUUCACCGAUCUAAAAACCAUUAUCGAUUUUGUUUAUCGCGGAGAAAUCGAUGUCACCGAAUCGGAAUUACAGGGCCUCUUACGUACCGCCGAGCAGCUAAAGAUCAAAGGCCUCUGCGAAACCGCCGAGAACGCGGAUGACCUGAACGACGCCGCCACAGCAACGAUCACAGUUUCAGAGAACAUACAGCAGGCGGUUGUUGGUAAUAUUGUGAAUGCCACCAUAGUUCCCGGAGCACCAUCGCCUUCGUUGGAACAACAACAACAACAGCAGCAGCAGCAGCAACAGCAACACCACCACCAGCAGCAACAACAGCAGGCACAGGAGCAACAUCAGCAACAGCAGGUGCAUGCCCAGCAACAACAACAACAGCAGCAGCAACAAAUCAACGCUGCUCUGCUUACACAACCCGUGCAAUUGCUUAGCUCAUCGGCCAGCGGCAGUAGCGGAAGUUCAGCCGGCGGACAGCAGGCAGGACAGACGUCAGGUUCCGGUUUGCAGCCAACGCCGCGCAAGACUAGACUAAAGCGCUCGAAAUCGCCAGAUUUGCCAACGGGCGGAGGAGGAGCAGGAAGCUCAAGUAGCAGCUCAUCGCAACCGCAGCCGGCGCAUCAUCACCACCACCCGCAAACCAUUCUCAUUCAGGGCCAAAAUCCAAACUCUAUUGUUAGCCUACAGCAGACGGCCGACGGGAAUUAUAUACCAGUGUCAGGAACUGGUGAAGAUUCCGACGUCGAAGAGCACGAUCACGAACACGGUCACGGGCACGGAGGACAUUCGCACGGACACGGUCACGAUCACGAGCACGAGAAUAAGCCGAAUAAGAUCUGCAAAACCGAGCAAUCGGUGGCAUCGCCGGCGUCAAAUUCAUCCAGCGCCUCGAACAAUGCAGCGGGCGUGAGCGGCGUGACAUCCACCGGCCAAGCCAUCGUCACACAAAUUGUAGUAGCGCGCGACGGAAAAGAUACAAAAAAUAUGACUAGUUUAGGCAUGGGCAUGAACGGCGGCCUGUUGGGCGUGCCCAUGGGAUUCCUGGACUUCACACCCGAGCCACCAGCACCAUCUGCCACCCCAGUCACCGUCACGGAACACGUCGAUCUGUCCUGCAAUCCCAGCACGGACACUCGCGAUCUAUCAAAUCCCACCGAACCGCUCGAUAUAGACAAUCAUCUGGCUCAGCAGAUCCAUCGACUCGAUCAGUCCCCCAUGCACUCGAUAUCGCAUCACCAUACAGGCGAUGAGAGCAACUCGAAUCUGGUGCAGCACAUCAAAAGCGAAGUGAUCGACGCCAAGCACCUGGCAGCGGCCCAACAGCAUGCACUUAGCCAGGCCCAGCAGCAACAUGCCCAUCAUCAGGCCCACCAACAGCAGCAGCAGCAGCAACAACACCAACAGCAUCAGCAACAGCAGCAGCAGCAGCAGCAACAACAACAGCAACAGCAACAUCUUCAUGCCCAGCAGCUGUUGGCUCAGAGUCAGUUGCAGCAGCAGCAGCAGCAACAGCAGCAGCAACAUCAUCAGCAGCAACAACAGCAGGCAGCAGCAGCAGCAGCGGCGGCAGCAGCAGCAGCUGCUGGUGUGCAUGGCCAGCAUGGGGGACAUGUGACGCAUGAUAUUAGUGGGGCAACAGUCAUGGAGAUCGAUCCGAGCCAGAUUAAACACGAGCCGGGUAUGAUAAUAACGCCAGAGAUUGUCAAUAUGAUGUCCUCAGGACAUAUGGACAUGUACAACUCGGACACGAGCGAGGAUUCAAUGAUGAUUGCCAACGGCUCGCCGCAUGAUCAGAAGGAGCCGCACUAUACGAAUUUGGAUCAACAGCACGGUCUGGGUGGCAGCGUUUGUGGCCCGGGGCCCGGCGGUGCUGGUGGCGGUGGGGGCAUGAGUGGUGGGGCUGGCUCUGGCUCUGGCGAGAAAGGUCAGUUUAAUGGUCCCAAAGCUUGGACACAAGAUGAUAUGAAUUCAGCUUUAGAUGCAUUAAAGAACCAAAACAUGAGCCUGACGAAAGCAUCCGCCAUUUAUGGCAUCCCAUCGACCACCCUUUGGCAACGUGCUCAUCGCCUGGGCAUCGAAACGCCCAAGAAGGAGGGCGGCACCAAGUCAUGGAACGAGGAUGCCCUGCAGAAUGCCUUGGAGGCGUUACGUUCGGGUCAGAUAUCCGCGAACAAAGCGUCAAAGGCAUUCGGUAUACCAUCAUCGACGCUCUACAAGAUUGCCCGACGCGAGGGCAUUCGACUUGCGGCGCCGUUCAAUGCCGCCCCAACCACGUGGACGCCCGAGGAUCUGGAGCGUGCCUUGGAGGCGAUACGGGCGGGUAAUACAUCGGUGCAGAAAGCCAGUGCUGAGUUUGGCAUACCCACAGGAACACUUUACGGACGCUGCAAACGGGAGGGCAUCGAGCUGUCGCGUUCGAAUCCAACACCUUGGUCCGAGGAUGCCAUGAACGAGGCCCUGAAUUCAGUGCGCGUUGGCCAAAUGUCCAUCAACCAGGCGGCCAUUCACUAUAACCUGCCCUACAGCUCGCUCUAUGGACGCUUCAAGCGCGGCAAAUACGAUGUGGUGGCCAACACGAGUGGCGUGGCGCUGCUCAACACCUCGGGCAACACCACUGGCAGCAUUGAGAUUAUCGAGCACAGUCAGGAGAAUUCGUUGCAUAUGUUACAGCAACAGUUCCCGUACAGUCCAUCGCCGCAUCCGCCAACGCCGCAGCAUCAUAGUACGCCGCAGCAUCACAGUUCGGCGCAACAGGGUCCGCCGACGCCUCAGCACAUGCAACAGCACGUGGUACAUAUGCAACAGCAACAACAGUCGCCCCAUCCGGGCCAUCAUCCCCAGCAUAUGCAACAGGAUGUGGUUACAUCGAGCAGUCAGGUGGUGCACAGCCAGCAGCAGCAGCAGCUUCAGCAGAUCUAUCAGCACCAUGGGACGCCGGAGCGUAGUUGAGAAUCACUGCAUGCUGCGGCAAUAAUGGGCAGCACUGGCGGUGGAGGUGGUGGUGGAGUUGGAGGACCUAGUACUAGCGGUAGUACGGCGGCUAGCAGUACACCAUUUGCCAGCAUAUCGGCAUUGGUUAGCGGACCGUCUAGUGCUCCACCACCACCGUCGUCGGUGGCUGCUAGUGGCUCGUCGGCAGUCAGUGGCGGCACCAGCAAGCGCAAGAAAGCCAACAAGCAAAAGCGUUGAGAGCAGGAGGAUGAUGAUAAAGAUGAUAAUGAUGAUGAUGAUGAUCGGCCACAACAACAAGAGUUGGAAACAAUUGCCGGAGUGGCCAGGCCCGAGGACAUCAAGUUUAGAUUUAAUUGCAAGCACUGGAAACGCAAGCUGCGACAGUUUCAUUUGCUAUUGUCCAAACAGUAGUCAAAGUCAGUCAGUUAGGAAGAUAUAUAUCAUAUAUAUCUGUGACCCGCAGACAACCAGAAAUUCCCAAGGGUAGAAGGACAAAGCAAUCACAAAAAAAAAAAAUAAACGAAAAGAAAACACACUUUUGAACUAGAUGGACAUUAAUUACACAACCGAGAUGUGUAUAAAAUGUAAAUACAUAACGAAAUAUGCUUUAUCUACAUUAUACGGAACAUAGUUAUAUUAGGUUAUUAGGUUCGCAAAAAGUCCUUUGUUCUAGCCAAGUAAGUUUUUUGGAGAGAAGGAGAGCAGGAGAGAAACACACACACACACACAUAUUUUAGAUCGUAAGAGAAGAAAUGAAUUUUAGAAUUUGCCUAGACUCGAAAGAUAAUGAUGGAUUCGUUUUGGGCUCUCGCAGUUUUAAGAGCACUUUGUUAUUAAUUUUCGGACUUGUGACCAUAAUUCUGAGAACCUUGAUAGUUCCCCCUUCAACGUUUUAUUAUAAUUUUUGCUUAGUGUGAGACUGAAAGUGCGCCUAAAACUGUAGUGUAGAAACGCAAGCCCAAAACUUUAGUGAAAACACAACAUACAAACACACACACGCAUACAACACACAACCCAUACAUGAAUCAAAUGCUUUAUAACCAUAUAUAUAUUGUUUGAAUGGAGCGGAGAACGAGAGGGGAGAAUAUACCUUAAUGUAGAAUUAAACCAAAUUAUCAAGGUCUUAGUUAUUAAACUCAUUAGCAUGUAAUGACAACAGAUCAGAUGAGAGAGAGAGAUAGAGAGUUAUUUGAAUUUAACUGGAGGCGUCGUGAAAAUCAAUCGAUAUCGAUUUGAUUUCAACUGAAUUAAGAACAUAGCCAAUACAUAAAUGUAGUAAUGAAGUAAAAGUAAAAGUAAAACAUGGAAUGUAUUUUUGAUAGAAUCGGAAGCGAAACAAACUGCAAAUGUUGUUAAUGUUAAGCUCGAAAUAAUGUCCUUUUCGAAAUCGCAUUCAAAAAACAAAGAUUUAAAGCAAGCUUGUAAGAGAAAUCAACCAAUAAAUACACACACACGUA
Messenger RNA from Drosophila eugracilis, 5445 nucleotides. It is a transcript of the gene psq, whose product is annotated as broad-complex core protein isoforms 1/2/3/4/5. Gene Ontology annotation, biological process: regulation of transcription by RNA polymerase II. The record is from RefSeq and is a predicted model, not a curated record. NCBI's taxonomy places the organism in Eukaryota, Metazoa, Arthropoda, Insecta, Diptera, Drosophilidae. The coding region runs from base 803 to 3985 and encodes 1060 amino acids. Gene Ontology annotation, molecular function: DNA binding; protein binding. Gene Ontology annotation, cellular component: nucleus. The transcript is spliced from 10 exons.